AGUUCCUUUUCCUGUCUCAUCACCGAAUAAAGUACAACGUAAUUGUAAUUAAAAACAUAACUUACGUGAUUAAAAUCAGGACCUUGUUUCGCCUGAAACUUUCAAAUAUACUCGUUUCAUUAGAGUGUAAAGAGUAACAUGGUGUAGCUAAAAAGAGCAGAUCGAAGUGUUCCUAACCUGACAUUGCCUCUAACCUUGAGAGCAUUAUCCGGAGUUCGAGUUGAUAUUAUAUGUUUAUAAAUACACAAUAGAAAUUAAUAGUAAAGAAACACUUCGCGGAAAGAGCAUUAAAUUGUGGCAAGAAUGGCGAUGCAACCUCCGGCUGAGAUGGAUUCCGAGCAAGUCAAAGUUUUUCGUGACUUCUUGUCAUCAUACAACAAGGUCUCUGAAAUUUGUUUUAUUGACUGUAUACAUGACUUCACUACACGAGAUAUUGGGUCUAAAGAAGAGAAGUGUGCUCUUAAUUGCAUGGAAAAAUACCUGAAAAUGAAUCAGAGGGUGUCUCAGCGUUUCCAAGAAUUUCAAAUCAUGGCUAACGAAAAUGCUUUGGCAGCUGCUAAAAAAUUAGGUCAUGUUAAUUGAUUUUAUUAAUGUAAAUACAAAUAAAAUGUUUUCUUAUUGUGAUAUUAAGAUAACAGAAAA
Molecule: messenger RNA, 642 nt
Organism: Dinoponera quadriceps
Lineage: Eukaryota; Metazoa; Arthropoda; Insecta; Hymenoptera; Formicidae
Gene: Tim9a
Product: mitochondrial import inner membrane translocase subunit Tim9-like
Exons: 2
Coding region: 304-582 (92 amino acids)
Source: RefSeq, a predicted model, not a curated record